Messenger RNA from Cavia porcellus (domestic guinea pig), 936 nucleotides. RefSeq names its product olfactory receptor 2M4-like. Lineage: Eukaryota; Metazoa; Chordata; Mammalia; Rodentia; Caviidae. Bases 1 to 936 code for a protein of 311 amino acids. Gene Ontology annotation, cellular component: plasma membrane. Gene Ontology annotation, molecular function: G protein-coupled receptor activity; olfactory receptor activity. The record is from RefSeq and is a predicted model, not a curated record. The transcript has a single exon. Gene Ontology annotation, biological process: G protein-coupled receptor signaling pathway; detection of chemical stimulus involved in sensory perception of smell.
AUGGGAUGGGGAAACCAGACUUUCCACUCUGACUUCAUCCUGCUGGGAAUCUUCAGUCACAGCCCCAUCCACACCUUCCUCUUCACCCUGGUCCUCGCGAUCUUCACAGUGGCUUGUGUAGGGAACAUGGCCAUGGUUCUGCUCAUCUACCUGGAUGCCCAGCUACACACACCCAUGUACUUCCUCCUCAGCCAGCUCUCCCUCAUGGACCUCAUGCUCAUCUGCACCACUGUGCCCAAGAUGGCCAUCAACUUCCUGUCUGAAAGGAAGUCCAUCUCUCUGGCAGGCUGUGGGACCCAGAUCUUCUUCUAUGUGUCCCUGCUUGGAGCUGAGUGUUUCUUGCUGGCUGCCAUGGCCUAUGACCGCUAUGCUGCCAUUUGCCAGCCUCUGAGGUACCCAGUCCUCAUGAGCCGGAAGCUCUGUGUGCUCCUGAUUGCUGCUUGCUGGAUCUUGGGCUCUCUGGAUGGCAUCAUUGUGCUCACAGCUGCUUUGUCAUUCUCGUACUGCCACUCUCUGGAAAUUCAUCACUUUUUCUGUGAUGUGGCAGCCCUGUUACCUCUCUCAUGCACAGAUACAUCUACAUUUGAAAGGCUGCUGUUCAUCUGCUGUGUGGUGAUGCUCAUCUUCCCUGUCGCAGUCAUUGUCACUUCCUAUUCCUGUGUCCUUCAAGCCGUCAUCCACAUGGGCUCUGGGGAGAGUCGUCGCAAAGCCUUUGCCACCUGCUCCUCACACCUGGUAGUGGUUGGGCUCUACUAUGGGGCUGCCAUGUUCAUGUACAUGAGACCAGCCUCCUUGCACACCCCAGAGCAGGACACAAUGGUGUCAGCCUUCUAUGCCAUCCUCACGCCCAUGCUCAACCCACUCAUUUACAGUCUGAGGAAUAGGGAAGUCUCCAGGGGGCUUAGGAAGCUGCUGGGGAGAGGAAAGAUCCUAUGA